Messenger RNA from Verticillium alfalfae VaMs.102, 528 nucleotides. RefSeq lists its product with no specific name. The transcript has a single exon. The record is from RefSeq and is a predicted model, not a curated record. Bases 1 to 528 code for a protein of 175 amino acids. NCBI's taxonomy places the organism in Eukaryota, Fungi, Ascomycota, Sordariomycetes, Glomerellales, Plectosphaerellaceae.
AUGCUGGCCGGCAUUGCCUAUGAGGCCCUGCUGGGAGGGUGGCUAGACGUGGCCCUCAUAUUCGUCUUUACAGCUUGGCGGGAGGCGGCAUUGAUCCGCUACGCCAUCAUCGCUGUAGGGUCCUCACUAUUGAACAACCAUGUCACCGGGUUGGCAGUUGUCUGGCCAUACAUCAGACCCUUGGCUAUCGUCUUCUUUGCUUUCCUGGUUCUGGGGAGCUGGUUACACAGGACCCCUGCCAAGCAAACGACGUGGGCGGGAUUGGGGAUGCCCCUCCUCAUCCCAGCCAAGACGACACAUCGGAGAACCUUCCCCGCCAAGCAUGGCUUCUCAUACUCCUAUCUUGUUGUCGGCGUUCCAGUCGGUUGGACCGGGUCCGCCGGCGGUAUGGUCUCUUCAGGGACUGAAUUGGACUCUUCCGGUGGCGGCAACGCCAUUUCGUGGCUGAGAGCGAAGACCCGUGGGACACGUGCUUGGUUCCACGUCAACGAACGCAGACCACCUUGGGAGAGAGCCUGGGACCCUUGA